Maylandia zebra (zebra mbuna) is the source of this 6636-nucleotide messenger RNA. RefSeq names its product collagen, type XVI, alpha 1 (gene col16a1). Lineage: Eukaryota; Metazoa; Chordata; Actinopteri; Cichliformes; Cichlidae. Gene Ontology annotation, cellular component: extracellular matrix. The record is from RefSeq and is a predicted model, not a curated record.
AGACAACAGAGAGAGCAAAGAGGAGGCGAGAGAGGGAGAAAGACACUUGGGAUCAGCAGAGAGGGGAGGGGGAAAAAGUUGGACACGGCUAAUCUUGCUGUAACUUUUUUUCCCUCUUUCCUUUCUCUGUGGAAGAAGACUCAAGAAAAAAAAAGGCAAGGGGACAAAAACUAGGCUGGAUUACAUUUGUCUGCAUUUGCAUCGCCCUGCAGGAUUCCCAAGCCGGACCUUGGAUCUAUACACGCACAACAGCGGAUUAAUGUGGUCGCAAACUUGUGGAUUUAUCAGAAAUUGAAGCUGGUGGCUGGAGUGAGGUGAGGUGGUGUUUUUUGGAGGAGUGAAACCAUGUGGCUUUUCUGCUCCUCUCUGGCUCUGCUGGCCAUCAGCUUUGGAUCGUGUGACCCUCUGGUGUCCGAACAAGAUGUGCAGUGCCCGUCCUUACAAGUGGAGGACUGGAAGUUUCCCCAGAGCGCCAGGACCAACAUCACCGGUUUUAAUCUGGUGAGGCGAUUUUCCCUGCUCAAGAGCAAAGAUGUCAAGAAGAUCCGUAACCCUCGAGGAGCUGUCAUCCUCCGCUUGGGCAAGACUGCGCUCUUACGACCCAGCGACCAGGUGUUCCCCUAUGGCCUGCCAGAGGAGUUCACUCUGGUCUUCACCCUGGCGUUAAAGAAGGCUGCCUUGAGAGACACCAUCUACCUCUUUCAGAUAUCGGAUGCGCAGGGAUAUCCACAGCUCUCCGUAGACGUCAGCGGCCCAGAUCGCACCCUGUCCUUUCGAGCCAAAGGGGCAAACCCUUCAGCGGACCUGGUGGGUUGCGUUUUCACUGGAGAGGGAGUGGAAGCCUUGAUGGAUCUGCACUGGCACAAGUUGGCCCUCAGUGUCCAACACGGAGCUGCUUCCCUCCAUGUGGAUUGCAGCUCAAUUGAGACCAAACCCCUGGAGCGCAGAGGAGCCCUUCCCUCUGAUGGACACACUCUGCUGGGUAUUCGGGCGUCAGAUGCUGGGGCUGUGCAAAUGGAUAUUCAGCAGGCAAUGCUGUAUUGUGACCCCUCACUUGCCAUGCACGAGGCCUGCUGUGAAAUACCUGGGGCACGGUGCCCUCCUGAUGCUCCCAAGAGCCGCCGUGCUGCUGAAAACGACCUGUUGGACAACACAUUUAACCAGGAGAUUUUUGCAUCCAAGGAUCUUGCAGAAAAAUGUGGGGGGUGUUUACUCCUGAAUAGGGAAGAAAAUGUUGUAAACUUCGGCGGGGUUGCUGGGGUGAAAGGUGAAAAAGGGGACCGGGGUGAUGACUGUUCUGGCUCCCAUUCAGGUCCAUGCACAGAAGGACCCAAGGGGCAGAAGGGAGAGAAAGGCGAGUCGGCGACCCCUGCCAACUGGGGCGAAGCAGCUGGGUACAAGGGAGACAAAGGUCAGAAGGGUGAGAGGGGUCCACAGGGUCUGACAGGCACCCCAGGAAAGGAUGGUCGAGCGGGAUCGGUCUGUGUGGUCGGCCCCAAGGGACAGAAGGGUGUCCCUGGUAUGGUAGGUCCGGAAGGAUUGGCAGGAGAGCCGGGAAGGCCGGGACUUCCAGGCCUACCAGGGGUCGGAAAACCAGGUCCUCCAGGCCCUCCUGGUGAACCCAGCGGUGCAAAAGGAGAAAAGGGCGAUAAAGGAACUUCUGGAGAAGAUGGAUUCCCUGGAGAACCAGGUCCAAGAGGACCACCUGGAUAUAAAGGAGAGAAGGGUGACCCAUGCGAAGUGUGUCCAGUGCUGCCUGCAGACAUAGGCAACAAAGUGGCUUUGCAAGGGAAACCUGGCCCUAAAGGAGAGCCCGGAUUACCAGGGAUAGGAGAGAGAGGACCGUCUGGUCUUCGAGGUGCAGAUGGCAAGGAAGGACGGAAGGGAGAACCAGGAUCUGAUGGUACCAAAGGUGAAAAGGGAGAGUCGUGUUCUGCGUGCCCCACUCUCGGAGAGUUUUCUAACUCUGUCCCCGGUGUCAUGACCCAAACCCAACAGCAAAAAGGCGAGAAGGGAGAAGCUGGAAUUGGGCAGAAAGGAGAGAGGGGGCAGCCGGGAGAUGUAGGGCCGGCUGGUCUUAGAGGAGAGCAGGGUAAUCCAGGCAGCAGAGGAGCUGAUGGAAAGACCGGAAAACCUGGAUCAAGGGGACCAAGUGGCAAGGAUGGACAGAAAGGUGAAAAGGGAGAACAAGGGCAGCCUGGUGUUAGUUCUCCGGGCCAAAAGGGUGAGAAGGGCGAGUGUGGUGUGUGUGAAUCAUCAGAGGUUGGCCGGAUACCUGCUAAUAUCAAAAUGCCAGUGGGAGCAAAAGGCAGUCAAGGUGAACCAGGCCCUCAGGGGCCACCAGGACCUCCAGGUCUUGGGGCUGAAGGCAAACAGGGCCCAUCAGGGCUGCCUGGUGCCAAAGGAGAAAAGGGUGAGCAAGGAGAUCGAGGAGAGAAUGGAUUAGAUGGAGCUACUGGAGCCCCAGGACUGCCUGGAGACCAUGGUCGGGAUGGCCAACGGGGCUUGAAGGGAGAAAAGGGGGAUGCGUGUACCAGCUGCCCUUCUGCUGGUGCUGUUGUGGGUGACGGUGUAGCUGUGCCAGGCCCCAAAGGAGAGAAAGGAGACCCCGGCCCCCCAGGAGAAGGAAAGUCUGGCAAAAAUGGAAAGCCAGGUUUGCCUGGUGUGCAGGGCCCCGUCGGUCCCAAAGGAAUCAAGGGAGAAGUCGGAGUCCCAGGAAUUGGCCUUCCAGGACCACAAGGUGAAGAGGGACCAAGAGGACUCCCAGGACUUGUAGGACCUGCUGGUGCCAGAGGAUUACCUGGGCCUGCUGGCCCUGCAGGGGAGAAGGGCUUCAAAGGUGACUCUGGGUUUCCUGGACCACCUGGUCCCCUGGGCGUUGGAGUAACAGGCCCCCCGGGUAGAGAUGGAGCCCGCGGCUCCACGGGACUGCCGGGAGCUGAUGGAAGACCUGGGCUUGAUGGAGCUAAAGGGGACAAGGGUGAACCUGGAGAGUGCGGCUGCCUAAUGCCGCACACGGGCGUAGGCGGACCUGGAGCUCCAGGAACUCCAAUAAACACGUGGCAGCCCGGGCCUCAGGGUCCCCCAGGACCUCCUGGCCCACCUGGACCCCCUGGGCCUCAGGGAGUUAUUGGAAGCCAAGGACCUCAGGGUAUCCCUGGAAACGACGGGCUACCGGGGAAACCGGGUUUGCCUGGAAACAUCCCUUACAUCGGACCAAACCAACUGCCUCGAGACUCCCCGGGAAGUCAGGAUGAUGACUGCGAAGGGGGAUGUUCCCAAGGGUUGCCAGGGGUGCCGGGGAUGGUUGGUGCCAAGGGAGAAAAGGGAGACCAGGGCAGGCCUGGCGUAACUCCCUUGGACAGCUGUGACUUGUGUUUGGAGAGACUGCAGACGGAGCAGGCAACACAACCAAGGGGCGAUCAGCCUUGUGUGGGAACACCUGGAAUCCCAGGAAUGCCUGGAUCACCGGGAACAAAAGGAGAUCCAGGUCCAUCCGGAGAAAGAGGCCAAGCGGGAAUGCCCGGAAACAUGGGACCUCCUGGAUUUCCAGGUUCUCAGGGCCCACCUGGUUUACCUGGUCAACAGGGUGAGCGAGGGUCAGAUGGCCUCCCGGGAAUGAAGGGUGAUCAGGGUCCUUCAGGGACGCCUGGGUACCCAGGAACCAUGGGCCCUCCUGGACUGCCUGGACUCAAGGGCGAACGUGGAAGCCCAGGAACUGCUGGCCUAAAAGGAGAAUCAGGGCCUCCUGGUAACCCUGGAUAUCAAGGACAAGCUGGAUUGCCGGGCAUUAAAGGAGACAGUGGACCAGCAGGGCCUGCUGGUGCUAAGGGGGAUCAGGGCUUCCAAGGACAACCAGGCUUCCCAGGACCACCUGGACCACCAGGUCCUGCCGGCAAAACUGGAAGGGAAGGGCUUCCUGGGCUCAAAGGGGAAAAAGGCAACGACGGCACUCAAGGCCCUCAAGGAUCAAGUGGACCACCCGGUUCAACCGGGUCGCCAGGGUUGAUGGGGCCCCGUGGCAUUGACGGAAUUGACGGAAAAGAUGGGAAACCAGGACUGCGGGGAGAAACAGGGCCUCCAGGCCCAGCAGGACCCCGGGGAAUGCCCGGAUUCAAAGGGAAAACCGGCCACGUUGGCUUUCCCGGACAGAAGGGUGAAGCCGGACCCACAGGUCCACCAGGGCCACCUGGCAGACCGGGACAUGAGGGUGAUCCAGGUACGCCAGGACCUCAGGGGAGACCUGGACCUCCGGGCCACCUUGGCUCUACAGGUCCAUCUGGACCUCCAGGACCUCCAGGCCCAUCAGGAGUGGGUAUAAAAGGAGAUAAGGGCCAGGAUGGAGAGAGGGGUCUCCCAGGGAUGCCAGGAUCUCCAGGGCCACCGGGGCACCCGGGGCCUAUGGGUGAGCCAGGAAGCGAUGGUUCUCCUGGAAAAGAUGGAGUGGCAGGUGUGCCAGGGGACAAUGGGCAGUCAGGGCAAAAGGGUGAGGCAGGGACUCCUGGCCAGAGGGGUCCUCCAGGAGAAAGAGGUAGGCCAGGGCCCCCUGGUGGAGGAGCAUAUAGUUCCAAGGAUGCACAGCCCAUGAUUGGCCCAGUCGGCCCCAGAGGGGAAAGGGGAAGUCCAGGCUCAGCAGGUGCCCCCGGCCCCCCUGGUCUUCCAGGAUCGCCAGGAAAUGACGCUGUUGUCAAUUACGAUGAAGUCAAGAACUUCAUUCGCCAACAGGUCAUUAAGAUCUUUGACGAGAGAAUGGCCUAUUACAUGUCUCGCAUGCAGAUGCCAGUAGAGAUGGUGGCGUCCCCGGGUCGGCCUGGGCCUCCAGGGAAAGAUGGAACUCCUGGUAGUCCCGGAACCCCAGGUGCCCCCGGUCUUCCAGGACAGAUUGGCCGACAAGGCCGGCCAGGAGGACAAGGACUCCCAGGACCACGAGGACCGUCUGGAGAAAAAGGAGACAAGGGUGUUGGAGAGAUGGGAGAUGUAGGCCCUCCUGGAGCACCGGGUGUUCCAGGCCCCCCAGGCUAUGGUAAGAUGGGACCCCCUGGUCCCGUUGGCCAGCAGGGUGUCCCUGGGAUCCCAGGCCCUCCUGGACAACAGGGUUCCAAAGGAAAAGAUGGCCGCUGUAAUCCCGCAGACUGUAUGAGCCAUCCAGUAGAAUACAGCCCCAAGGGCCCAUCUGUCAAGGGCCCCUGGUAAAGGGCUACAGGGGAUGGAGGAAAGGGGCAGGGGGGCUGAAGCAAAAAGACUACAAGGAGAAGAAAGAAAGCCAAACACCGUGACCCAAAGUUAUUAAGUCUGACCACAAGAUGGAAUAUAGGCACUGCCUUUGUUGUUGAAUAGCUAGAUUUACCCUCACCGAUUUCUUCUAUAGUUCUGAGCAAACAUCUGCGAUUUCUUUCUAAGGGCCUCGCUGGAACUGAGACCUGCAAAGAUACACCGGCAGCACAUUUUUAUUGCAUCAUUGUUGUUCCCCCACGAAAGCCAAUUCAUUGCUUUUAUUUCCUGCUCUUAUUUUUGGUCUUGGCUCAUUUUUUUACAUUUUCCUCGCUGUGUUUUAUUCCUUUUGUAUAUUUUAAAACAACCCAGGAGAGGUGACAAGAAUCACAAACUGCAGUUUCUUCUUCUUCUUUUCUUUAAGAUUCUGGUCUCGGCUGUUGUUUUUCUUUUUUUUUCUACUCUUUUUUUCUACCUUUUGUUUGUAUAAAUCUGUAGGAAGAGAAUACACACAAUUAUGUUAGCACUGCUGCCAUCUCUCAUAUCUCUGUUCCUUUCUGACACAAUCCCAUUCUGAGUGCAUCCCAUGCAUUUCUAAUAUCCUGUCCCUGUGCUUGAGGUGUGAAGAAACAUAUUUGAAUUUGACUUUUAAGAGAAAAUCCCCUGGAAAUGUUUUCCAGUUCUAUAGAAACAGAUGUCAAAAACUUACAUUCAAGGAGUAUCUGAUGGAUUGACUGUUUUGUAUAUAUUUAUUUUUUAUAUAUAUAUAUGGUGGCUUUUUAUACACUUUCAAAUGUUUUGAUAAAAAGUAUGGCUAGCCCCUUGUCUUUUUUUAUUGUCAAUGGUUAUCCAGCAAUAAAAAGUGCCAAAAAAAGGGAUUUUUUUUAAGGUCGAUAAGCUUUCAAAAUGGAAUGAUGUGUGCAGAAAAAACAGCUUAUUUAUAAAAAAAUACUUUUACACAGAAGACACAUUGGAUUUUGUAAUUAUGUUGGUAAAGUUCAUUUUGUGUCCUCUUUUAAUGCCAUUAUGUUUGGAAAUGCAACCACUUUAAAACAUUUCCUUCCAUUUUGUACUUCAAAGUAGCGGCAAAAGCCAUCUGUGUGCUUCACUCUGCCCAGAUUUGAGAAGAAGCAGAAAACAUGAGCAGCAAUUGGGCCCAUUUACCACAGGUACUGUAAUCCAAGCACAACCACCAAACCCUCACAAUCACAUAAGGAUAACAACAUAUUCUGAAAAAGCCUCACAAAGUGCUUUUGCAGUGCUACAUGUUACUGUAUUUUGGGGCUUUAUCUGUUAUUUUAUCAUUUUUUUGGUUUUGUUUUUUUUAUAUCUGGAACUCUGUGAAGCUGUGGUCAGACUUUAGUUUUCCACAAAAUAACCCAAGGGGAAUGUUAAACUGAAUUAAAUUGCUUUUCAAAAAAAAAA